AUGGGUACACGACAUGCUGUGGACGAUGCAAUAACGGCCAAGAGUGGAAGUCUAAUAUUGGACGGGCGGGGCGUUGGAGGUGACCCUCACGACAGCUUUUUAGUAGCAACUCUCCUCCUACAUCAACACCAAAUUUUUGAAGUUUGGUGGAGACUAGGGCACACACACAGGAAGGAAUUUGGAGAGUUCGCCUUCCUGCGCAUUCCACCUUGCGAUACCACGAUAUCUACCGCGUUAAGCUCUAUAGGUGGCCUAGGUGCAGACCUCCUAGUUUCUAGGUAA
Akanthomyces muscarius is the source of this 282-nucleotide messenger RNA. RefSeq lists its product as uncharacterized. The coding region runs from base 1 to 282 and encodes 93 amino acids. The record is from RefSeq and is a predicted model, not a curated record. Lineage: Eukaryota; Fungi; Ascomycota; Sordariomycetes; Hypocreales; Cordycipitaceae. The transcript is spliced from 5 exons.